GUCCCUGUCCCUGUCCCCGUCCGGUCGGUGCCAGUCGCGAGUGUCCCGCGGCUCCGCAGCGAUGCCGGCGGCCGCCCCCGCCUCGGUCACGGCCAUGCAGCAGGUCCUGGACAACCUGAUGGGGCUCCCGGGGACCCCGGGGGUGGCCGACCUUGACCUCAUCUUCCUCCGCGGCAUCAUGGAGAGCCCCAUCGUCCGCUCCCUGGCCAAGGCUCACGAGCGGCUGGAGGAGCGGAAGCUGGAGGCGGUGCGCGGGGACAACCUGGCGCUGGUGCAGGAGAUCCUGCGGGACAUCGGGCGCCUGGCGCGGCCCGACGUGCAGGCAGCGGCGGCGGAGCUGGCCCGGAUCCUGCGGGAACCUCACUUCCAGUCGCUGCUGGAGACCCACGACUCGGUGGCUGCCAAGAGUUACGACCCUCCCCCGAGCAGCCCCGGCCCGGAGGCGUCCCUGGGGUCGCAGCCCGUGCCCCCCGACGCCGUGCGCAUGGUGGGCAUCCGCAAGGCAGCCGGGGAGAACCUGGGGGUGACGUUCCGGGUGGAGCGGGGGGAGCUGGUGAUCGCCCGCAUCCUGCACGGGGGGAUGGUGGCGCAGCAGGGGCUGCUGCACGUGGGGGAUGUGAUCCGCGAGGUGAACGGGAGAGAGGUGGGCAGCGACCCGCGGGCGCUGCAGGACAGCCUGCGCCACGCCAGCGGCAGCGUCGUGCUCAAGAUCCUGCCCAGCUACCAGGAGCCCCACCCGCCCCGCCAGGUGUUCGUCAAGUGUCACUUCGACUACGACCCGGCCACCGACAGCCUCAUCCCCUGCAAGGAGGCCGGGCUCAAGUUCAUGGCCGGGGACCUGCUGCAGAUCGUCAACCAGGAUGACCCCAACUGGUGGCAGGCGUGCCACGUGGAGGGCGGCAGCGCGGGGCUGGUGCCCAGCCAGCUGCUGGAGGAGAAGCGCAAGGCCUUCGUCAAGCGGGACGGGGAGGUGGCCCCCACGUCGGGGGCCCUGUGCGGCAGCCUCAGCGGGAAGAGGAAGAAGAGGAUGAUGUACCUGACGACGAAGAACGCGGAGUUCGACCGGCACGAGCUGCUGAUCUACGAGGAGGUGGCGCGGAUGCCGCCGUUCCGCCGGAAAACGCUGGUGCUGAUCGGGGCUCAGGGCGUGGGGCGCCGCAGCCUCAAGAACAAGCUGAUCAUGUCUGACCAGGCGCGCUACGGCACCACCAUCCCCUGUGAGUGUCCCGGUCCCCGCCCGCAUCAUCCGUUGACAGCCAUGUGGCCCGUGCUGCUGCUGCUGCUGCUGCCGGUGGCCCUGGCCGUGCUGGCCCUGGGCAGGGUGGCCCAUCGGCUGCUGGCCCCGUCUGGCAACCCCUUCUCAGGGCCACCCCUGGAGCCACCGCGGCCACUGGUGACUGACCAGCGAGCCCGGGACAGGGUCCUGAAGCAGGGGUUCAGUGUCCAGCGCGUGCCGGCCCAGCUGGACGCUGUGGUCAUCGGCAGUGGCGUGGGGGGCCUGGCGGUGGCCGCCACCCUGGCCAAGGCGGCAGCACGGCUUCGAGUUCGACGUGGGUAA
Molecule: messenger RNA, 1558 nt
Organism: Parus major (Great Tit)
Lineage: Eukaryota; Metazoa; Chordata; Aves; Passeriformes; Paridae
Product: MAGUK p55 subfamily member 2-like
Exons: 12
Coding region: 62-1558 (498 amino acids)
Cellular component (GO): plasma membrane; cell-cell junction
Molecular function (GO): protein binding
Source: RefSeq, a predicted model, not a curated record